This is a messenger RNA of Carya illinoinensis, 963 nucleotides long. RefSeq names its product protein FAR-RED IMPAIRED RESPONSE 1-like. NCBI's taxonomy places the organism in Eukaryota, Viridiplantae, Streptophyta, Magnoliopsida, Fagales, Juglandaceae. Gene Ontology annotation, biological process: regulation of DNA-templated transcription. Bases 1 to 963 code for a protein of 320 amino acids. The record is from RefSeq and is a predicted model, not a curated record. The transcript has 3 exons.
AUGGACUUGGAUGAUGACGAGAGGCUAAAGAAUGUAUUUUGGACCGACCUCCGUAGUAGAGCUGUCUAUCAAUAUUUCGGUGAUGUGGUAAUCUUCGACACCACAUACUUGACGAACCGAUAUGGGAUGCCCUUUGCACCAUUUGUUGGUGUAAACCACCAUGGGCAGUCAAUUUUGUUGGGAGUUGGCUUGAUUUCAUCUGAGGAUAUUGAGACCUUCGUGUGGUUAUUCCAGACCUGGUUGCAGUAUAUGGAUGGUAUAGCGCUGAAGGCUAUUAUCACUGACCAAGAUAGAAGUAUGAAAAAUGCAAUUGCAAUUGUUUUCCCAGAAAGCCGAUAUAGAUUUUUCCUGUGGCAUAUCCUGAAGAAAGUUCCUGAAAAGUUUGGCUCCUAUAGUUCUUACAAAAGUAGAAUGAAAACUGCAUUGAUGAAAUGCUUAUAUGACACCCAAAAGCCGGAAGAGUUUGAAAAAUGUUGGGAUGAGUUGAUCAGCACGUACAACUUGCAUGAAAAUGUCUGGUUGCAGAGUUUAUACAUUGAGCAUGCCCUUUGGGUACCCGCCUUCUUGAAAGAGGUUUUUUGGGUUGGAAUGAGUACGACGCAGCGGAGCGAGAGCAUUAAUGCCUUUUUUUAUGGUUAUGUUCAUGUUAAGACAAACUUGAAAGAGUUUGUCGAUCAGUACGAUAAUGCCUUGAAAAAGAAAAUUGAGAACGAAAAAUGUUUGAGUUUGAAAAAGCGUAUUGAGGAUGCAACAACUAAGUUGUAUGCAAUGAUUGACAUGUAUUCUGAAACCCAAGAAUUCCCAUCGAUGACUCAAAAUUGUUUAAAUGUUGGUGGCACGACAAAUGAUACAACUACAAUUGGACCAAUGGAAACUGAUGCUAUAAUUCUGCGAGUUGCAAGCAGUUUUGAGGUUCUUGUAUUUCCAAAGUCACGUACAGCUGGGAGUUACAACAAGUUUUAA